Anolis sagrei ordinatus is the source of this 2691-nucleotide messenger RNA. RefSeq names its product zinc finger protein 160-like. Gene Ontology annotation, molecular function: RNA polymerase II cis-regulatory region sequence-specific DNA binding; DNA-binding transcription factor activity, RNA polymerase II-specific. Gene Ontology annotation, cellular component: nucleus. Lineage: Eukaryota; Metazoa; Chordata; Lepidosauria; Squamata; Anolidae. The record is from RefSeq and is a predicted model, not a curated record. Gene Ontology annotation, biological process: regulation of transcription by RNA polymerase II.
GCUCGUGCGACGCGCUUGCCUCUGAGCUCACUUCCGGAGGAGGCGGAGGCGGCGGCCAAAACAAUGCCUGAAUGGCGGCGUGAGGGGAGAAGGGAAAUGAAGACCCCAUGAAGUCACCUCUGGCAUGAGAAGAAAACACCACUAUCUAGUGGAGUUUGGAAACCAAAGUGCAAUAAUGAAAGAAAUCCCAUCGGAAGAAGAAACCCUCUCGAGGUGCUGAUUUUGUGGAACUCACUUUGGAUCAGAAAGAAAAAGGGAAGACUCAAGUGUUCAGAUUGCAAUAAUUCUAUACAUAACUGUCAACAUGGAGAAGAAACCCCAUACAUGUCUUGAGUGUGGAAAGAGCUUCACUCAGGGUGGAAGUCUACGCUCACAUCAAAGGAUUCACAGUGGGGAGAAACCCUAUAAAUGCCAGGAAUGUGGACAGAGCUUUACUGAGAGUGGACACUUACGUAAACAUCAAAGGACUCACACUGGGGAGAAACCCUAUAAAUGCCCAGAGUGCGGAAUGUGCUUCAGUCAUACUUCCACUCUGUAUAAUCAUCAAAGGAUUCACACUGGAGAGAAACCCUUUAAAUGCCCAGAGUGCGGAAUGAGCUUCACUCAUAGUUCAGGUCUGUAUAAUCACCAAUCGAUUCAUGCUGGAGAGAAACCCUAUAUUUGCCUGGAGUGUGGACACUGUUUCGCUAAGAGUACAAGUCUACUUUUGCAUCAAAGGACUCACACUGGGGACAAACCCUUUAAAUGCCUAGAAUGUGGACAGAGCUUUACUAGGAGUGGAAAUCUACGUUCACAUAAAAGGACUCACACUGGAGAGAAACCCUAUAUAUGCCUGGAAUGUGGACAGAGCUUCACUGGGAGUGGAGAUCUAAAGAGACACCAGAGGACUCACACUGGGGAGAAACCCUAUAAAUGCCUGGCGUGUGGACAGAGCUUCGCUCAGAUUGGAAGUCUACGUAAACAUCAAAGAACUCACACUGGAGAGAAACCCUAUAAAUGCCAGGAGUGUGGACAGAGCUUCGCUCAGAUUUCAACUCUACGUUCACAUCAAAGGACUCACACUGGGGAGAAACCCUUUGAAUGCCUGGAGUGUGGACAGAGCUUCACUCAGACUGCAAAACUACGUAGACAUCAAUGGACUCACGUUGGGGAGAAACCCUAUAAAUGCCUGGAAUGCGGACAGGGCUUCACUGAGAGUGGAGAUCUACAGAGACAUCAGAAGACUCACACUGGGGAGAAACCCUAUACAUGUCUGGAAUGCGGACAAAGCUUCACAGGGAGUGGAGAUCUAAAGAGACAUCAGAGGACACACACUGGGGAGAAACCCUAUAAAUGCCCAGAGUGUGAAAAGAGCUUUGCUCAGAUUGGAAAUUUACGUAAACAUCAAAGAACUCACACUGGGGAGAAACCCUAUAAAUGCCUAGAGUGUGGACAGAGCUUCGCUCAAGUUUCAACUCUACGUUCACAUGAAAGGACUCACACUGGGGAGAAACCCUAUAAAUGCCUGGAGUGUGGACAGAGCUUCAGUAAGAAAGGAUCUCUACAUUCACAUCAAAUGACUCACACUGGGGAGAAACCCUUUGAAUGCCUGGAGUGUGGAAAGAGCUUCACUGUGACUGCAAAACUACGUAGACAUCAAAGGACUCACACUGGGGAGAGACCCUAUAAAUGCCUGCAGUGCGGACAGAGUUUCACUGAGAGUGGAGAUCUACUGAGUCAUCAGAGGACUCACACUGGGGAGAAACCCUAUAAAUGCCCAGAGUGUGGACAGAGUUUCAUUGGGAGUGGAGAUCUAAAGAAACAUCAGAGGACUCACACUGGGGAGAAACCCUAUAAAUGCCCAGAGUGUGGACAGACCUUCGCUCAGAUUGGAAAUCUACAUAGACAUCAAAGAACUCACACCGUGGAGAAACCCUAUAAAUUCCAGGAGUGUGGAGAGAGCUUUGCUCAUAGUGGAAAUCUACAUUCACAUGAAAGGACUCACACUGGAGCAAAACCCUAUUCAUGCCCUUAGUGGGGAGAGAGCUUCACUCAAAAACCCAAUCUACAUAUACAUCAAAGGAUGCAAAUUGGGGGAAACCUUAUAAAUGCCUGCAGUGUAGAAAGACUACAGUUCUAGUGCAAAUCUAUGUUCACACCACAGGAUUCACACUGAGGAGAAACACUAUAAAUGCCAAGAGUGUGGACAGAGCUUUGCUCAAAUUGGAAAUCUAUGUUCACAUCAAAGGACCCACACUGGGGAGAAACCCUAUAAAUGCCAGGAAUGCGGACAGGGCUUCACUCGGAGUGGAGAUCUAAAGAGACAUCAAAGGACUCACACUGGGGAUAAAGCCUAUAAAUUCCUGGAGUGAUGACAAAGCUCCAGUGAAAGUAGAAGUCUAUAUUCACACCACAGGAAUCACACUGGGGAGAAACCUCUACAUGCACGGAAGGAAUAUGUUUCUUAAUGCUGGAUGGUCUUCUAGAAAGAAAAUUCAAAAGAUUGCGAAAAUAUGUGAUACUUGCAGCAAGAAUGCUAUAUCCUCAGAGAUGGAAGGAAGAAGUUGUCCCAAGUCAAGUGAACUGGCUGAUGAAGAUCUGCAAAGUGACAGAUACCAAGGAACUCAUGCUGUUGAUUUAGGAGAAAAAAUUGGUCAUUGUCAAGAAACAGUGGGAUUUUAAAUUCACUCUUUCCUGACAAGAUGAGACCUC